This is a messenger RNA of Mobula hypostoma (lesser devil ray), 6019 nucleotides long. RefSeq names its product SRY-box transcription factor 10 (gene sox10). Bases 438 to 1793 code for a protein of 451 amino acids. The record is from RefSeq and is a predicted model, not a curated record. Gene Ontology annotation, biological process: negative regulation of transcription by RNA polymerase II; neural crest cell migration; morphogenesis of an epithelium. NCBI's taxonomy places the organism in Eukaryota, Metazoa, Chordata, Chondrichthyes, Myliobatiformes, Myliobatidae. Gene Ontology annotation, molecular function: RNA polymerase II cis-regulatory region sequence-specific DNA binding; DNA-binding transcription factor activity, RNA polymerase II-specific. The transcript has 3 exons. Gene Ontology annotation, cellular component: nucleus.
GCAGAUUUUUUUUUCUCUCUCUUCGCUUGUUGUAUGGUUGCGCAAACAUCAUAGGUCUGCAACUGUGCCGAGAGUUACUGCAGCAGGAUCAUUUGCCCGGCUUUUUUUAAAAUUAAACAAAACCUGAAAUAAGAGGUUCGAUGUAAAUCAGGGGGGGGGAAAACUUUUAAAUAAUCUAAGUUUUUUUUGUCGAAGACUCUGUGGAUACGUUACGAUCUAACUUUGACAAAUCUUAACUUGCAAAAACAAGUUUGACAACUUCAGGAAAGAAAAUCUUCUUUCCCCCCGCCCCCGUUCUCCGUGCCUGCAGACUUUUUUUUUGUGUGUGUGUGUGAACGUGGAAAAGCGAAAAAAUCAUUUUUUUUCUCUUGUUCGCCGUUAGUAAUCACAAAAUUCCGGGGUGUUUUUUUUUGAAAGGGGAAAAAUUGGAAAAGAGAAUGACGGAUGAUCGCAGUGUGUCAGACGUGGCUAGCCCGAGAGGGUCUGAGAGUGACUCGGUGCUGUCUCCCAGCUCGUCCUUUGCUGCCGAUGGGGAAGAGAAAUCUCAGUAUCAGGCUGGCACCGAGGAAGGGAGUGGGAAGCGAGAGAGCGAGGAAGACAAGUUCCCCCUUUGCAUCAGAGAGGCUGUGAGCCAGGUCUUGGAAGGCUACGACUGGACUCUGGUCCCCAUGCCUGUUAGAGUCAACGGAUCCUCCAAGAGCAAGCCCCAUGUGAAGAGACCCAUGAAUGCCUUCAUGGUAUGGGCUCAGGCGGCACGGAGAAAGUUGGCAGACCAGUACCCACAUCUGCACAACGCAGAACUCAGCAAAACACUAGGCAAACUGUGGAGGUUACUAAAUGAGAAUGACAAGAGGCCCUUUGUGGAAGAGGCUGAGAGACUGCGAUCCCAGCACAAGAAGGACCACCCGGACUACAAGUACCAGCCCCGCCGACGGAAGAACAUGAAGCCUGGUCAAGGUGAUGCCGAUGCACACCCGGAGGAUGGCCACAUCUCCUCUGUCCAGCCCCACUACAAGGCUGUGCCUCAGGAUCGUGGGCGCACAACUGGGAGCUCUCCACUUGCAGAGGGUCAUGGUGAGCACACAGGGCAGAGCCAUGGCCCCCCAACUCCCCCCACCACCCCAAAGACAGAGAUGCAGCCCGGAAAAGCGGAGGGGAAACGGGAAGGACGCCCGCUGGUAGAAGGAGGGAAGCCGCACAUCGAUUUCAGCAACAUGGACAUCGGGGACCUCAGUCACGACGUUAUGUCCAACAUGGAGACCUUCGAUGUCCAUGAAUUUGACCAGUACCUGCCGCCCAACGGGCAUCCCAGCCACGGGCAAGCCCUGGGCGCCGGGGCCUACGGUGGAAACUACGGGCUCGGAGGGGCACUGGCCGGUGGACAUUCCGCCUGGAUCUCCAAGCAACACGCCAGCGGCUCAGCCCCGUCGGGCCCGGCCGCCGCCUCGGCCGAGUCCAAGACCCAGAUCAAGACUGAGCAGUCGCACCCGAGCCACUACUCGGAGCAGCAGCACUCCUCGGCGCAGAUCACUUACACCUCCCUCAGCCUCCCGCACUACGGCACAGCCUUCCCCAGCAUCACCAGGUCCCAGUUCGACUACCCCGAGCACCAGGCCACCGGGCCUUACUACAGCCCGUCCGCCCAGACCUCCGGACUCUACACCGCCUUCUCUUACAUGGGCGCCUCGCAGCGCCCGCUCUACACCUCCAUCAGUGACCCGCAGUCGGUGCCCCAGUCCCGCAGUCCCACCCAUUGGGAGCAGCCCGUCUACACGACGCUCACCCGCCCAUAAUGACUACCCCCAACCCCCCUUUUUACCUCCUACCAAUGGCCACCCGCCUUUUUUGUUUUCUUUGCACCUGACUGAAGGAGAAAUAAAAAUACGAAAUACCACAGCUUUUAAAACAAAACAAACAAUUAAAAACGUACGGUUCCGAAGAUUGACCCCCUCCCGCUGACGAGCGGCUCGCAAUAUUCUCCGCGCGUCCGGACGGAGCCGCAGGGUUUUUCGCGCCUAUGGACAAGAGGGUUGACGCCAGGCCGGCGCCAUGUGUGAUCGCUGUCAGUUGAGGGGAGACGUUGGCUCAUGGCGCCUCUGCCAAUAGUCAUCCUCUCUCCCGUUUUUUUUAACAACUCCAAUCCCUCUCCCUCCCAAAAUAACCACCUCUCGGGCUAUGAUCGAAAGCGUGGAAGUUCCCCCCACCUCACCCCCACACACCAACCGAGUGAGUGAGGUGUUGACCAAACUUGUGGACUUGCUCAAGAUGUUCCCCCCACCUCCGCCUGAGUGAGGAACCGCGGGGAAGCCUUAAGCCUGCUUUGCUUCAACUAGCGAGUAAAUGUCGUUUUAGUUUGUUUUAACCUGCUUAGCUCUCACACAGGCUGCUGUUUGGUUUAACUGGGGGGCGGGGGAGGGAGGGACUUUUCACCAUUGCUAACGUUGUGCAAGUGUGUGUGUGUGAGUGUGUGAAUGUGUGAUCGCCUUGGCGACCUGGUAGGGUGGAAAACUUGUACAUACUCCAAAGACUUUUAAGAGUCUUUCGGCCCCUUUUUUAUAAUUUCCAGAGGUGCGGCAAAAAAAAUCCCCAGUGUAAAAUGCAUUGGGGCAAGAUUCCUCCUGUUUUUUUUUAAAGUCCCACCUGUUGUGGAGCGGGCAGAGUUUUGGCCCUGUCCACUUCCUCUGGACUGACGAGGAGCCGUUUUAAUUCACCUCCUUGAGAGUUUACUCCAUUGAUGGAGUGUUGGCUAUUUUAGGCUUGCAGGAGGCUAAUCUAGGGUUUGGCAAGCCUUCCUGGUAAAUCCAGGGACUAAAGAUCCCAGGUGCUUUCAGCAGUUCUGGGAGAAGAAUUACAGGGAUGCUUAAACAGCAAUAUGGAUAUUUCUGUCCGGAUGUGUUUUGUUAGUUGUAGUUGGAGAAAGGAUGUGGAAUGGAGGAGGAAGCCUCUUUGACAUUCAAGAAUCAUUUGAUCAGGAUGAAGAGUUUUCCAUUUGGGCCCGGGAAUGUGCCACAAACACUAUGGUAUUGGACUGUUUGGGUCUCUUGAAUCUCUUGUAGACCCAGUUUGCAUUGUGAUGACACAGGAGAAAGAAAUGCAAAAGUUUGGAGGCCUUAUCCAGUUGCAAACACUGGAUCACAGAUCUCCUUCAGCAGAUAAGUACAGGGAGUAUGUAGGACCAUUAAAAGUUGAACAAAGUACUUAAUUUAUUAAACAGUCUUUUGUAUACAGUAUAUAAAGAUGUAAAAGGUAGUGUGGUAAUUUUGGAUUAAUGAUCCAAAGACAGAGUUCAAUCCUGCCAUGACAGUUUUGGGAAACAGAAAUACAAUGUUUGUCUCAGUAAUAGUGACCAUGAACCAAAAACCACUUGUAUCUUUUAGGACAGGAAAUCUACUGGGCUUCCCUGAUUUGGAAGAUGGGUGACUCAAUUUCUACACCAAAUAUUUAUAUGAAAUUGUAGUUCUGGGAAAGCCAUCAUUGGGAUGGGAAAUAAACAUCAGCCUUGGCAGAAUUUUCUGCCUCCCAUACAAUGAGCUUCUCGCUCAAGGUUGCUUGGGCUAUAAUCUCACUGGUCAGUUUUCCAAUUAGCCCUCCCAGAAGAGUUCUGCUCCUUAAAUUCCCUUGAGGCUUAUUAGAAUUGGCCAUGUAUCCCUAUUCCAAAAGUCAUAAUGAGAAACCAUCGCCAGCUCCUCAAAAUAGGGCCCUAUCUUUCAAGAAGUGGGAGAAGUAAGAUUAAACUUCACCCACUCCAUAACUAUACAAGUUUGAGACCAGAUCACUAUGGGGACUGUGUUGUUUGCCUCUAUAGCCGAAUGGUUGGAACUCUUACUGGAUGUAGUAAGGGUGUAACAUUAAAGGAACUUUGUUGCUUGUUUUGUUGAAUAUAUUUAAUAAUCCUAAUUUUAAUGGCAGGAUUCUCAUUGCCCCCAAUCCCUGUUCUUCAGCAGCCAUUUUGAACCUGCAGCAGAGGUGGAUAUUGUGUUUUGCUGAAGGUCUACUGAGGAAUUAUUUUGUGAACUCUCCCUCACUGGGGUAGUUACCUGUGACGUUAGGGUUUAUCAUUGAUGACCAUCAACCAGACCAGAGCCUUUCCUCAUCCUAGUUUUUUGCUCUGGCAUUGAGUUGGGGGAAUUCAAUUAGGCACACAUCCAAGCCCCUCAGCCCGAUAUCCAGUAGAUCCUCAAUCUACAGGGGAAGCCUAUUCAGUGUAUAAAGCCCUUUAAAAGAAGCCUUCAAUUAGUCCCACAGGUUGGAGUGUGAAUUUUUCAUGAACAUUCAAGUGUCUCCUUUUGCAAGUAUCAAUUCACUUUUGGAAGGCCUGAUUGAAACUGAUUUUUCAGACAGCCUAUCUCAGGUUACAACUGGUUAGCUCAACUCUGGACAGUACAGGCGACCCAGGUUCAUUUCCCAUCACUGCCUGUAAGGAGUUUGUACGUUCUCCCCAUGACUGCAUGGGUUUCCUCCCACAGUCCAAAGACCUACCAGUUGGUAGGUUAAUUGGCCAUUGUAAAUUGUUCUAUGAUUAAGCUAGGGGUUAUAUGGGGGGGGGGUGCUGGGGCCAUGGCUCGAAGAGCCUAUUUUGCACUGUAUCUCAAUGAAUAAUAAAUAAAUAAAUGAACUUGUUGAACUGGAAGUGGAGAGAGGAAAUUACCUUUAGUGAUUCUACCAAUCAUCUUGAACUUGUGCCCUCUCGUUCAUGACAUUCCUGCCAGUGGAAGAAACUCAAUUCUGAGUGCCUCUUUCAAAUCUCCUCUUAACCUUCUCUGCUCUGAGGUGAACAACCUUAUUUUUCCCCUGGCUUCCCUCAUAAUCAAAGGCAUGGAGUCAUAACACAGCACAGAAACAGGCCCUUUGACCAAUCUAAUCCACGUUGAACUAUUAUUGUCCGUAGUCCUAUCAACUUGGACCCGGACCAUAGUCCUCCUUACCCCUCCUAUCCAUGUACUUAUCCAAAUUUCUCUUAAAUGUUGAGAUCGAACCCACAUCCACCACUUCCGCUGGCAGCUUGUUCCACACUCUCACCACCCAGUGGUGAAGAGGAGCACCCCAUCAGGCUCCCCUUAAAACAUUUCACCUUUCAUCUUUAACCCAUGAAAUCUAGUUCUAGUCUCGCCUGACCUCAGUGGAAAAAGCCUGCUUGCAUUUACCCCAUCUAUAUCCAUCAUAAUCUUGCAUACCUCUGUCAAAUCUCUCCAGACUCUCCCAGGGAAUGAAAUCCUAACCUAUUCAGCCUUUUCCCUAGAAGUUCUGGCAACAUCCUUGUAAAUUUUCUCUGCACUCUUUCAAUCUUACUGAUAUUUUUCCUGUAGGUAGGUGACCAGAAUUGCACACAAUACUCCAAAGUAGACCUUACCAUGGCUUUUCCAACUUCAACAUAACACUCUAACUCAUGUACUCAUGCUUUGAUUUGUGAAAUCUGCCAUUAUGCAGAGGAGUUUUGUAAUGGGUCUGGAUCCCCUCACCUACAGAACUAUAUUUCGCACGGCUGCCCUGCCACUGCCGAACAUAGAACACCUCAGCACAGUAGAGGCCCUUUGGCCCAAGCUUGUGCUGAGACUUUAACCUACUCUAAGAUCAAUCUAACAACUGUUUUCAGCCUCAUCUUGUGUGAAAAGAAUGCUGCUUUGGAUGAGCUACCAAACAAGAUCUGGCAUGUUCAGGAAAAAAGAGGACAGGAGAAAUGUCAGAAUAGCUGUAUAUAUUUCUUUAUCCAAACUGGGGGGGGGGUGGAUCUCGAUGCAGGCAAGCCAAAAUCUCUCACCGAUACCUUUUUAAACAGGCCUUGAGAUCUUGUGUUGGUGUCAGCGCGCGUGUGUGUGUGUGUGUGUGUGUGUGUGUUGAUUCUUUCAGACCUGAACUUGAUUUUGAAAAGCCUGAUUUUUUUUAAAAAGAGAUUGGUUUUUGCCUUGCUCUUAUCUGUCCCCUUUAUUUUGAUUUGCUUUUCCAAAAGAUACCUACCGAAAGGGGGCUUCCUCCUGCAUGGGAUCCUGGUUCUGAGAGGGUAGGGGGAUCUGCGAGCGGA